AUGUCGAAGAAAGCUGAUCAGCCCUUCAAAUUCAAAAGGCGCAAGAAAGGUGUAUGCGUGAUCGACCUGGCCCGCGAGUACAAUCGCAACACGUCGACCAUUUACAGCAUCCAGAAGGAUAAGGAGAAACUGAAGGCGGCCACCGUUUCGAAAGGUGUAUCGCGGCAGUCGGACAAACGCUCGCAAGCUAUGGACGAUGUGGAACGGUUGCUGCUCGUUUGGAUCGAUGAAAAGCGUUUGCAGGGCGAGACCGUUACGCAGCCCAUCAUCUGCGAGAAAGCGAAACGGAUAUUUAACGAGCUGGUCGAAAAGAUGCCUUUGCCGUCCAAUGGCAAAGUGGAAGCGUUUAAAGCAAGCAACGGUUGGUUCGAGCGGUUCAAGCAACGGACUGGAAUUCAAAGUUAA
Molecule: messenger RNA, 405 nt
Organism: Anopheles maculipalpis
Lineage: Eukaryota; Metazoa; Arthropoda; Insecta; Diptera; Culicidae
Product: tigger transposable element-derived protein 2-like
Exons: 2
Coding region: 1-405 (134 amino acids)
Cellular component (GO): nucleus
Molecular function (GO): DNA binding
Source: RefSeq, a predicted model, not a curated record